AUGGCUGCAGAAUCAGCACCGUUGCAGCUGCCGCUCCCGCCUGGCGACCCGCCGACCUCGGAGCAACUUACGGCGCAAAGUGAGGCGGGCAGAUCUCGUGGGACGCUCUAUGGCUAUGACAGUUCAACGACCCGGGCGCCCUUUGCAUACGGCCUAAUUCGUGGGGAAAGCAACGAGUUGCACUUCUUCGUGCGAGCGCACUUGGAGCGUGGAGUGAUUGCUGAACUCCUGCCAGUAGGGGCUCCUUUGGAAUUCUUUUCGCAGAAGUUCGAACCUGGAGAUGUGCGUUGGGCCUAUGGCAUUCGAAAAGUCCCCAGCAAGGGCAGCCUCGGAAGCCGCUGGCCGAAACGAAGAAGCCGGAGCCCAAAGAGGGCCCUGCAACGACGCUGGGUGUCUCUGGCAGAUGGCGUCUCGGAAGAGGUCGAGGUCGAUGACGGCGGUGGAAACGCGGCAUCGCAGGCCGUGGAGGCUUCAAGCACUUCAAGCACGAGGCCGUCGCCAAGAACAAAGCGCUGGGUGCCUUUGACUGUCGACGACAGCGUGACAGUGGAGACUGAUGAGACCGGCGCCGCGGGGUCGAACUUCGACAUUCCAGGUGAGGAAGACUCCGAAGCUGGUGAGGUCACUCUGGAGCUUUUGCUCACCAAAUUGAUUCAGGCGCAGCAAGACGAAGAGACCUGGAGCCGAGCACUGGAGCAUUUCUUUGGCGCGCCUGUGGGAUCUCUGUUGGACCCGGAGCUGGAGAAGGUGAACAGAGCCAUCCAGCAGACGGCCGCCACACUGCAAGUCGAAGGUCCCUGCCCACAGGCGGAGGAUGGGAGAAUGGGAUGA
Messenger RNA from Cladocopium goreaui, 831 nucleotides. NCBI's taxonomy places the organism in Eukaryota, Dinophyceae, Suessiales, Symbiodiniaceae. The record is from the annotation of a GenBank genome assembly.